GGGGUUUUUGAUUGCAUCGCAGGGAUACAGAACCAUAACAUAGAUAGUUGGUAGUAUAACCUGGUCUCUCCACUCCACGGGUGGGAAUGGCGGAAGAAGGAUUUGAAAAAGCGCAUCAUCACGAAGAAGAAGAAGGAGAAGAAGAGAAGAAGAAGAAGAAAGAGACGAUGAUGAGUCCGUGGGAGCAGCACUCAGCAGUGAUCAGUAUUCCUCGCUAUGACUACAACGCCCCAUCUUCGCUUCUCCACCACUCCCUUUCUGGCUUCCUCAUCACCUGCACUAUCAAGAGGGAGAAAAGUGCCACAAAGGAAGCAAUUUCUAUCCUAGAUAAGUAUGUAGGGUCUUGUAGUAAUGCUGAUUCCGGAAAUUUGGACAAUUCGGAUGAUAAUGCUGCUACUAAGAGAAGGAAAAUAUGCCCAGAGGAUGACCAAGAUGGGGAAACCGAGACUGCUUCCAAUAACUCUGGGAAAACUAGUGGUACUUGUCUGUCUUCUGUAAUGCCAGACACAAAUCUUGAUAGAGGUCAUGUUCUUUCACUAGUUAAGUUAACAAGGAGUGGUUUACUUCUAUUUACUUUCCCUAGAAACACACCGGCUGACACUGUUGGUGUUGUAUCAAAUAUUAUGGAGUCUGUGGAAUCUGGGAUUUCCAAAUCACCUCUUUGGUGUCACCGCAUUUUUCCUAUCCAAGAAACUUGCAGCUUGAAUGAGAAGGAACUGCAAAUAGUUGUAUCAAAGCUUGUUUUUCGGUUCAUGAAUGACAAACAGCACAAAGUUUCACAUCCUGUAAAGGUGAUUUUGAAGACUAAAGUCCCUUGGAAAGUUUCUUUUUUUGCUUUGACUGAUGCUCAUGGUAAUAUUCUUACCACAGUUGGUUAUAACAGACGAGGAAUAGAGGAGACAGAGUUGAAGAUUGUGAAAGAUACUUCAAAUGGUUCUGAUAAGUUUGCUUUGUUGGACCGUAACAAAUGCUUUGGCGUUGUGGCUGCUGCAGUAAAAAGUGCUGUAUCAGAUUCAGUUGUAGACCUCAAAUCUCCAGAGUUUUCGGUUCUUGUUGAGCUGCUUCCGCUUUCUGGAGUACCCAACGGGUCAUUGGUGGUUGCUGUCUCAGUUUUGCCACAAAAUCUGGUUAAUACCAAGCCACGUCUCUGCAUCAAGGCUCUGGUUUCUGACUCCAAAGCAAAGGGUGGAAAGCAUUAGAAAGGAAUGGAUAAUGUGGUUUAGAAUAUUCCUACAUGUGCUUUUGAAAAGAAAAAUUAAACUAACUUGGAUCAAAAUAAAAAAUUUGGCUCUCGAUGUAAUGAUCAUUGUUCUUACCAUUGUUGUUUUGAUUUCUUACCGUUAA
Messenger RNA from Quercus robur (English oak), 1344 nucleotides. RefSeq lists its product as uncharacterized. Bases 87 to 1199 code for a protein of 370 amino acids. Gene Ontology annotation, biological process: tRNA modification. The transcript is spliced from 8 exons. Gene Ontology annotation, molecular function: RNA binding. NCBI's taxonomy places the organism in Eukaryota, Viridiplantae, Streptophyta, Magnoliopsida, Fagales, Fagaceae. The record is from RefSeq and is a predicted model, not a curated record.